Miscanthus lutarioriparius is the source of this 561-nucleotide messenger RNA. Lineage: Eukaryota; Viridiplantae; Streptophyta; Magnoliopsida; Poales; Poaceae. The record is from the annotation of a GenBank genome assembly.
AUGAGCAGGAAGCAGGUGGUGGAGAUCAUCGACGCCAUGGCCCAGGUGAAGAGACCGUUCCUCUGGGUUUUAAGGAAGGACAACUGCAAGGGCCACGAAGACGACGACGCGGCGAUCAAGAAAGCCGCGGCGGCGGCGGCGGUGGAUGCGGACAACGGCGGGAUGGUGGUGGAGUGGUGCGACCAGGCGCGCGUGCUGUCGCACCCGUCGGUGGCGUGCUUCGUGACGCACUGCGGAUGGAACUCGACGCUGGAGAGCGCGGCGUGCGGCGUGCCAACCGUGGCGGUGCCGCAGUACUCGGACCAGGGCACGGCCGCGUGGCUCGUGGCGGAGCGGUUGGGCGCGGGCGUCCUCGCGGCGGCGCGCGGCGCGGACGGCGGCUUCGUGGAGGCCGCGGAGCUGGUGCGGUGCCUGGAGGCCGCGGUGGCGGAGCCGGUGGCGGCGCGCGCCGCGGCGUGGAUGGGGACGGCGAGGGCGGCCGUGGCCGACGGCGGGAGCUCGCACCGGAACCUGACGGAGUUCCUGACGCAGAUCGCCCGCGGUCACGGGCGCGGCAACUAA